Molecule: messenger RNA, 3402 nt
Organism: Chara braunii
Lineage: Eukaryota; Viridiplantae; Streptophyta; Charophyceae; Charales; Characeae
Source: the annotation of a GenBank genome assembly
CCGUGCGGGUGUCAGGAAGGGUGCGGGCCAGGGCAGCGCAAGGACGUUACCACCCUUGAAGAACCGGUCUGGCCGUUUCCAGGUCUCCUUGAAUCCGUCGUGCAGUGAGGGCCUUGUGGCAGUAUACUAGGCUGCGGCACGGCGUCGGAGGUCCUCUUUCGCGCACAGUAGCCAUGGCGAAGUUCAGGUUUCAUCAGUAUCAUGUCGUCGGCCGUGCUCUGCCGAAGCCGGGGGAUGAGAGUCCGAAGAUUUACCGGAUGAAGCUGUGGUCGACGGAUGAAGUGCGAGCCAAAAGUAAAUUUUGGUAUUUCUUGCGAAAGCUGAAGAAAGUGAAGAAAGCCCAUGGCCAGAUUCUUGCCAUCAACGAGAUUUUUGAGAAGUCGGCGACUACAAUCAAGAACUACGGCCUGUGGCUUCGCUACCAGAGCAGGACGGGCUACCAUAAUAUGUACAAGGAGUUCAGAGACACGACUCUGAAUGGAGCAGUUGAGCAGAUGUACUCGGAGAUGGCGUCGAGGCAUCGUGUGCGCUUCCCGUGCAUCCAGAUCAUCAAGACGGCGACGAUUCCUCCCAAGUUGUGCCGCCGUGACAACACCAAGCAGUUCCACGACGGGAAGAUCAGGUUCCCGCUGACGUUCAGGAAGAUUCGCCCGCCAACGAGGAAGUUGAAGACGACUUACAAGGCAACAAAGCCUGUUUGCUGCGUCUAAAUGAUCUUAACGGCAAGCGACGGAACAUGUUAUUUUUUGUUGGUAAUCGGUGAAUCGUUUCGCGUUGAGUUCGACGAGUGAUCGCGAGACGGAUCUACCGUACGAUAGGGUAUUUUCACGACGACGAUUCGUAGGUAGCUGCUGCUGAGGCUGGUCCUGUGUGACCCAGUCUGAGUUUAUCAGGGAAAAGUGAGCUCUGUGGUGUGUCUAAGCGUCACCCGUCCCGUGUAAUGACUUGCUUUGGGGAAGAGCUGAAGAUGCCGAGUAUGCGACUGUUACGGCCGUUCGUUCGUCAAUUAAUUUCGCUCUGGUUGUCCUUUUCUGCGGUCUCUGAGCUUAUCGGGGAAAAGUGACCUCCUCUGUGGCGUGUCUAAGCGUUGCCCGUUUAAGGACAGCUUUGUGGAAGAGCUAAAGAUGUGAAGUAUGUGACUAUUGCGGUCAUUCGUUCGUCAAUUGAUCUCGUUCUGGUUGCCGUUUUCCGCGGUCGUUGUACUCGAUUUUCUUUCACGGGCUCUCGCUUUUGCAAGUCUGUGGCUCAAUGUUUUGCAUGCGGUACGUUGGCUGUCGCGUUUUCCAAUGGACAUGCCUCUACUUUCCAACGAAUUGAAAAAUGCAAUUAUGUGAAAGGAAUUUGCAUUAGGUGUUCAGGUCGGAACAAUGGUGCAGAGAUUGCUAAGAUUGAAUGCAAGGGAUGCCUCCUGUCGGGGUCAUAGGGUUGAAAACUUGAGGUUGGACUGCUGAUGUGAUUCCCCUGAUCGUCGAGAUGGGGGACCUACAGGACUGGCAGUGAGUGAUAUGGCUAACAUCUGAGCGUAUCCUCUCGAUACUGUUUUUCCCCCAAGAGCGUAUCGGCCCAGAGAGGAGUCAACUUACGGUUCUGUCAAAAGACGUGUACCAGCACCAAUGUAAUUAACUUGCUAAAGAAUGCAGACUUGCAAAUUCGAUCAAACCUAGAACCCUAAGCCUUAAACGUUCGGCGAGGACGAACUGUCCUAGCUCAGUAGGUAACACCCACAAACUGUUGAGUCACAGACUUCAGUUCAAUUUCCAAUGACCGUAGUCAUACCCACAAACUGUCGAGUCACAGACUUCAGUUCGAUUUCCAAUGACCGUAGUCCAAAUUUCAUUGGAGCGAGAGGUGUCGGCGAGCUCGAAUAUAACAUUUCAAGCCUGUCGUCCUUUUUUAAAAAAAAGAACAUCGGACAGAAUGGUAGGUCCUUAUCCAUACUCAAGUGCAUCCUGGUCUGUCUGUUGUAGUGGUUCGAUCUCCGGACGUCGCCGGUGAAAAUCUGACUAAGUUAUGUCGGCAGACUGUCGAACCGGAUUCUGAUAGUCACCCUGGUCUUAGAAGCCUUGAAAGUCAGGCCUGCUGGGCGCAGCAAAAAUGGGUAUCGAUAAGGCAAUUCAGCCCCGUGAUGAGUUCGGUGAAUGUUCGACCAAAGUCUGCUACAAGUCGCCGUUCCGUGCCUUUUUCUCCGUCUGAGGUCGCUUGAAGUGCCAGGUCGGCAGACUGUUGAACCGGAUUUCGUUACCCACCCUGGUCUUAGUAGCCUUUGAAGUCAGGCCUACUGGGCACAGCAAAGUUGGGUAUCGAUAAAAAGGAAUUCAGUCACGUGAUGAGUUUGGGGUGUGUCUGAUGAAACAGUCUGUCACAGAGUUCACCGGGCAAGUCUUCUGGACAGUGUGUUUGUGAAUCUCCGAGGAAAUCUCUCCGUUGUUUGUUCUCCUCUCCCUGUGCCUAUUGUUCACCGGGCAGUCGUGUGUGGCGAUAGAUAAAUGUAUGUUGUACUCUCUCGCUUUUUGCGCACACGAUGCCGGGGUAGUCGUUAUGGUAAUACGCAUAUAUGCUAGAUGUUCCCGUAGCUGAGGUAAGGCGCUUCUCUAUGGUGAUGUCUGCGUUUUCCAGACUUGUCCGUAGAUUUUUCUCACUUGAUGAGCACGACACAACAACUCUCCAUGCAAUGCAGCAGUCACUGGUGACUGACGCACCUUCAGCGAUGGUGGGGUGUCCAGCAAAUCCAGGUUGAUUCUGAACUUGCAGCCCGACAAGCCUCACUUGCUGAGCAUGCAGGCUGUUUUGCGAAGCGUCUGGUUAUUGUAUCAGCUUGGGUUGGAAGUCUGGGUUUUCACCUGUGUUGCUCUCAGAACAAUAAGCUCUAGGCCAAUUUUUGUUUCGAACUGGCGGACUCGUCGAAUCUCUUCUCAGAUCGGGUGCUCACUCAUGGAAUGCACGGCUGUAAGUUCUCAUCUAUGUAGAGGUCUAUGAACUUUUACCAGGCACCUACUUGGAAUGAGCUCUGGGCCCAUUCCUUCGUUUGUAUGUUUGUCAAUGUCCCUGUUGUUUCGUUGUCUUUCAAUGUCACUGAUCGGAAUCAUCAUACCUGGCGUCUUCUGGCUCUGUGGACUCUUCUCAUGCACUGGCUUUUAAUGGCUCCCAUGUAUUCAUGGGAAGCAGCAUCAGCCAUCUAGUUGUCGAACUUCAGUCAUCCAGUUCUCACAGUGGGAUCUGAGCAGGUUCUCAGCCAUAUAGUUUCCUCAGCCUGGAUAGCAAAAUGUUCUUCGCUAUACUUAAGUCCCAAUGUCCCGCUAAUGUAGUUCUUAUACCGGAUUCCAUCCAAACCUGGUAGCUUACACCCUUACCCAUGUGAAAGCCCACCGUGUUGGCUGGUUAUACUUAUCCAGCACCUGUGAG